CUAGUGCCGUGGGAAGCUACUGGAGGCUUUAAGCAUGAGAGUGACAUCAUCUGAUUUAGCUUUUAAAAGAUCACGUUGGCAGCUGUGUUUCUCCCUCUCAUUCACCACUAAAUCCUGAGCCUAGCACUGCUCCUGGCCCAUAGUGAGUGUUACAAUGUAUGUGUUGAAUGAAUGCAUGCCCCUGACUUUCUGUGUGACAUAGAGGUUGUCACUAGUCUCUCUCAACCUUAGUUUCCUCACCCGAAAAACAGUCUUUGGGGAUUCCACGCCAGAAUGGGUGGGCGGAACUGGGUUUAGGUUACCCACCUCCUCAAGCGGCCCUGAGACCCGAGUCCUACACCUCAGGGGAGGAAUGGGGGAGGGUCUUACCUCCGGGGGACCCUAACCGACGCGUAGCGGCCCUGCCCCGCCCUGUACCGCUGUCCGAAAGAUGCUGCAGCCGGGGCGGAGGGAUCAGCAGGCGAUCGCCGCCACUCCUGCGCGGAUUGGGUGUAACCGUGAUCUGCACCUCGCGAUUGGUCGAUCCAGAAGCAGGGGCGGGGCCUGAGUCCUGCGGCUGAGGGGCCGCGGCCAGAGCCGGGAAAGCUGCUGCGGAGCGAUGGCCGCGCCGAGCCCGGGACCCCGCGAGGUCCUGGCCCCGUCCCCAGAGGCUGGACGCAGAGUAGCCACUUCAAGUUCCAGCCGUGGUGGCCUUCUCUGGCGUCUACGAGACAAGCAGCCACGCCUAGGCCUGUUUGAGAUCGGCCCGGGGCAUGAGCUUCACCGGCUGACAUGUAUGAUGCAGGCAGGGCUGUGGGCUGCCACCCAGGUCUCUAUAGACCACCCACUCUUGGGACCACCCACUGAGGAGGAUUUCUCUGAGGUCAUGACCCAGGUUCAGGAGGGCUUCGAGCUGGGCACCCUGGCUGGCCCAGCUUUCGCCUGGCUGCGCCACUCCCUAGGCCUGGCGGAGAAGGACUAUCAGGCCUCGUUGGGGCCCGGCGGCCCCUACCUGCAGUUCCUCAGCACCUCCAAGAGCAAGGCCAGCUUCUUCCUGUCCCACGACCAGCGCUUCUUCCUGAAGACCCAGAGGCGCAAGGAGGUGCGGGCCUUGCUCGCCCACCUGCCCCGCUACAUGCAGCACCUGCGGCGGCACCCGCACUCGCUGCUUGCGCGGUUGCUGGGAGUGCACAGUCUGCGGGUGGCUCGGGGCAAGAAGGUGGGUGAGGCCGAGGCGAAGAGGCCGGGCCGGAGGGGGCAGCUGCAGGAUGAGAUCUUGUCCUCCCUCACUCCCUACCCCUGUCCGCAGAAAUACUUCAUCAUCAUGCAGAGCGUCUUCUAUCCCGCCAGCCGCAUCUCUGAGAGGUAUGACAUCAAAGGCUGUGAGGUGAGCCGAUGGGUGGAUCCGGCCCCUGAGGGCAGCCCCCUCAUCCUGGUGCUGAAGGACCUCAACUUUCAGGGCAAGACCAUCUACUUGGGUCUGUGCAAGGGGUACAGAGCCAGGAUGAGCCGGGAGCCCAGAACCGCCGGCUGCUGCCAGAAGUCCCCAACGCCCUUCACAUCCUGGACGGACCCGAACAACGCUACUUCCUGGGCCUCGUGGACCUUGCCACUGUCUACGGGCUCCGCAAGCGGCUGGAGCACCUGUGGAAGACGCUGCGUUACCCUGGCCGGACCUUCUCCACCGUCAGCCCAGCUCGCUACGCCCGUCGCCUCUACCAGUGGGUGGAGGCGCACACCGAGUGACCAGCGCCGGCCCGCGUCCUUCCCAUUCGGACAAUGGGCACACGCAGAGAGCGGGUUCAAGCCUGGGCGGGGCAGGGGGUCGGGCUCCCAUUGCCUGCUGUUCCUACUGCUGGCCUCUAGAGGGCAGCAUUCCCCAGCUAAUACUAGGACAACACAGCCUCAUUUGAUGGUGAUGCUGUGCCGGGCAUUGUGCCAGGGACUCCCCACAUUAGCUCAUUUAAUGCUCAAAAAAUGCUAUUAUUCUCUUUUUACAGACCAUGAAAUGGAGGCUGAGGGGGUGAAGGGACUGAGCAAGAUCCUUCAGCAAUAAAUGCUGAAACCAAGACUCGACUGUGCCUUUUGGACUCAGGAGGCUGUAUUCUUACUCACCAGCUCCCGCAGCCUUGUCCUCAUGCUCUGGGGAGGAGGGGAGGCUGAAGCCUCCAGCCCUGCCCCCUUGUAGUUCAGAUGGGGAAACUGAGGGCCAGAGACUUUAAGGGGCUUAUGCACGGGUACGUGGCAAGGCCAGCCCGAGAACACAGGCCUCCCUACCUCCUGCUCUAGGAGGGCCCACUGGCCUCCCUCUGGGGUGGCCCCCCUCACUCAUGCUUCUCUAGGGAUGCAGGUGGGAUAUUGAGGGGCCUGCCACUCUAGGAUGCACUAUGCUGUAGUCCACUAUUGAUCUUGAAUAAGCUUUGCCUUCCUUUGAGAGUCACUUUUCUCAUCUGAGAAAUGGGGACAGGGGUUGGUGGUCAGACCAAGGACCCUGGCUAAACAGACAUCACUAGGAGCAGAGAAGCAAAGUGCCUGCAUAGCCCCUCCCUCCUCCAGGAAACUCCAGCCUGGCCUCUGACAUCGUCCAAUCCGGCCAUGCCCAAGCGGGCCUUUCCUAUAGAGCUGACAGGGGCCUGGUUGUGUGACCAGGGCAAGAUGCUAAACCUCUCUGUGCCUCAGUGGUCUAAUCUGUAAGAUGGAAAGGAUGAAAAUGG
Molecule: messenger RNA, 2693 nt
Organism: Rhinolophus ferrumequinum (greater horseshoe bat)
Lineage: Eukaryota; Metazoa; Chordata; Mammalia; Chiroptera; Rhinolophidae
Gene: PIP5KL1
Product: phosphatidylinositol-4-phosphate 5-kinase like 1
Exons: 8
Coding region: 599-2035 (478 amino acids)
Biological process (GO): phosphatidylinositol metabolic process
Molecular function (GO): phosphatidylinositol kinase activity
Source: RefSeq, a predicted model, not a curated record